Asterias rubens (European starfish) is the source of this 2008-nucleotide messenger RNA. Its product is annotated as 26S proteasome non-ATPase regulatory subunit 1-like. NCBI's taxonomy places the organism in Eukaryota, Metazoa, Echinodermata, Asteroidea, Forcipulatida, Asteriidae. The record is from RefSeq and is a predicted model, not a curated record. Gene Ontology annotation, biological process: proteasome-mediated ubiquitin-dependent protein catabolic process. Bases 110 to 2008 code for a protein of 632 amino acids. Gene Ontology annotation, cellular component: proteasome storage granule; proteasome regulatory particle, base subcomplex; nucleus. The transcript has 16 exons.
UCACCACCAUUUUGGUUUUCUUCUGCUACUCAUGGAAACUUGAGCAAAAACUAGCGUGUAUUAAAGUUAAGAUUUCAGCAAUUUGGUGGACUUCACAUACAACCCAAAGAUGAAGUUGACAUCAGCAGGCGGGGUGAUUUCACUUCUGGAUGAGCCAGAUGUAAAGCUGCAGAUUUUUGCUCUCGACAAACUGAACCAGCUUGUGGAUGACUUCUGGGCAGAGAUUGCAGAUGCUGUCGAAAAAAUAGAGAUGUUUUAUGAAGAUCAAAGUUUUCCUGAGAGAGAACUGGCCGCUUUGGUUGCUUCCAAGGUUUACUACCAUCUUGGAGGGUUUGAGGAAUCUCUAACCUAUGCUCUCGGAGCUGGUCGUCUCUUUGAUGUCACCACAUCAUCAGAAUACGUUGACACAACAAUAUCAAAAUGCAUAGAUCAUUAUACGAAGCUGAGAGUGCACAAUUUAGAACAUACAGACGACACCAAAGACAUCGACCCUCGUCUUGAGAGCAUCGUGGACAGGAUGUUUCAGCGUUGCUAUGACGACCAAGAGUUCAAGCAGGUCGUUGGGAUCGCCUUGGAGACCCGUCGGAUCGACUCAUUUGAAAAGUCCAUCAUGCAAUCUGUGGACGUUAGCAGUAUGCUUAGCUACAGUCUUAAAGUGGUCAUGUCUCUCCUGCAACAAAAACAGUUCAGAAAUGAGGUCUUACGCGUCUUACUGCGCCUCUACAUGAAUCUACAUGUACCCGACUACAUCAACGUCUGUCAGUGUUUAAUCUUUCUAGAUGAUGCACAAGGAGUUGCAGAUAUCCUUAGCAAAUUGAUGAAAGAAAGCUCGGACCAGACGUUGAUGGCUUACCAGAUCGGGUUUGAUCUGUACGCCAGCGCCACUCAGCAGUUUCUCUCCAGGGUACAGGGUUCGCUCCGGUCCUCUGGACCUCUCCCUGAGGCAUCCAGUGAAGCCACGGAAGCUGAGACCAAAGAAGGUGAAGAUAUGGAAACAGAGGAUAAGAAACCAGAGACCAUUCCCACACCUGCAGAUACGCCCCCAUCUGCUGAACUGGAAGAUGAUAAAGUGUACGCAGAUCGUCUGAGUAAACUCAUGGAGAUCUUAAGUGGAAGUAUCUCCAUCGCAAUCCAUCUUCAAUUUCUUAUAAGGAGCAACAAAACAGACCUUCAGAUUCUUAAGAAUACAAAGGAUGUUGUACGCAACUCUGUCUGUCAUAAUGCUACCGUCAUCGCCAACUCCUUCAUGCAUUGUGGAACAACAUGUGAUUCAUUCCUCAGAGACAACUUAGACUGGUUAUCCCGAGCCACCAACUGGGCUAAGUUCACAGCCACAGCGAGUCUAGGUGUCAUACAUCGAGGUCACGAGAAAGAAGCGUUGAGUCUGAUGUCAACGUACCUCCCUAAGGACACGGGACCAGGCAGUGCGUAUCAAGAAGGGGGUGGGUUAUAUGCACUUGGAUUGAUUCACGCUAACCACGGUGCUAAUAUUAUCGAGUAUCUACUUGGGCAGCUUAAAGAAGCAUCAACUGACAUGGUGAGGCAUGGUGGUUGUCUAGGCCUUGGUCUUGCAGCAAUGGGUACAGCCAGACAAGACGUUUAUGAACAAUUGAAGUUUAAUCUCUAUGAAGAUGAUGCAGUCACAGGUGAAGCAGCAGGUCUUGCCAUGGGUCUCGUAAUGAUCGGAUCCAAGUCAGCCUCCGCCAUUGAAGACAUGGUCAGCUAUGCUCAAGACACUCAGCAUGAAAAGAUUCUACGAGGUCUUUGUCUUGGUAUUGCUCUGACGAUGUACGGACGUCUUGAGGAAGCAGACACUCUAAUCGAGAGCCUCUCCCGGGACAAGGACCCCAUCUUGAGGCGCUCUGGUAUGUACACCAUAGCCUUGGCUUACUGCGGUACAGGAAACAACCAGGCUAUAAGACGUCUUCUUCACUUCGCCGUCAGUGACGUAGAUGAUGAUGUAAGAAGGGCUGCCGUUACUUCCCUUGGAUUCAUCUUGUUCAGGUAA